AUGAUCGCAAAAGGAAACUCGCCCAAGCCCGAAAUCCCUCGAAAGUACAAGGCCGUCAUCUAUGACAAGCCAGGGUCUAUCUCGACCAAGAUCGUCGAGCUCGAUGUUCCCGAGCCGGGGUACGGGGAGGUGCUUAUCAAUCUGACACACUCCGGCGUCUGUCAUUCCGACCUGGGUGUCAUGACAAACACGUGGAAAACACUCCCCCACCCAACCCAACCCGGCCAGGUAGGUGGCCACGAAGGCGUAGGCCACGUCGUCAAGCUAGGUCCUGGCACGGAGUCCUCCCGUCUGAAGAUCGGCGACAGGGUCGGAAUCAAAUGGAUUGCUAGCGCUUGUGCCAAUUGCUUGGCCUGUCUUUCCGGCUCGGAUGGCCUCUGCUUCAACCAGAAGAUCUCGGGAUACUACACUCCCGGCACCUUCCAGCAGUAUGUCCUGGGCCCAGCCCACUAUGUCACGCCUAUCCCCGACGGUCUGUCUUCGGCCGAUGCCGCACCGAUGCUCUGCGCCGGCGUCACCGUCUACGCGGCCCUCAAACGCAGCAAGGCCCAGCCAGGCGACUGGGUGGUCAUCUCCGGGGCGGGCGGCGGCCUGGGCCAUCUCGCCUGCCAGCUGGCCAGCAGGGGCAUGGGGUUCCGGGUGAUCGGAAUCGACCACGGCAGCAAGGAGGAGCUGGUCAGGGCAUCGGGCGCAGAGCACUUUGUGGACGUGACCAAGUUCUCUGGUCCCAAGGAUAACAUUGCCAGCCACGUCAAGUCGCUGACGAGCGACGGGCUGGGGGCGCACGCAGUCCUCGUGUGCACGGCGGCCAAUGCCGCGUACGCGCAGUCGGUGGGAUUCCUCCGGUUCAACGGGACGGUGGUCUGCGUCGGGAUCCCCGAGGGCGAGCUGGUCCCGAUAGCGAGCGCAGCGCCGGGCCCGAUAAUCGCGGGACAGUACACCAUCACGGGGUCAGCGGUUGGCAAUCGCAAGGACGCGCUGGAGACGAUGGAGUAUGCGGCGCGGGGGGUCAUCAAGGCGCACUAUCAGAUUGAGAAGAUGGAGAAUCUGACCAGUGUGUUUGAGCGGAUGAACCGGGGGGAGUUGCAGGGGCGGGUUGUGCUGGAUUUGUCGUAA
Rasamsonia emersonii CBS 393.64 is the source of this 1116-nucleotide messenger RNA. RefSeq names its product Alcohol dehydrogenase. NCBI's taxonomy places the organism in Eukaryota, Fungi, Ascomycota, Eurotiomycetes, Eurotiales, Trichocomaceae. The record is from RefSeq and is a predicted model, not a curated record. The coding region runs from base 1 to 1116 and encodes 371 amino acids. The transcript has 4 exons. Gene Ontology annotation, molecular function: oxidoreductase activity.